GGAAGUUAAUUCAAUUACAGAGCUUCCAUUCUCUUCAAAUUAGUAAUUCCCUGUUCCGAGAAUAUCGAAUCCAAACUCCUGCCUAAACGCAACUAUGAGCUCGGCGCUGCCCAACCCACCGCCGCCACAAGGUGGGAGGGGAGACAACAAGGCUGCUCAUGUGGCACCAGCAGACGCAGACGAUGGACCUAGGAUCAAAACACUUAUGGAUAUGUGUUUCGAUGACGGGCUAUUUCCGGAAACUAACGUAAACGUGGGGGUGACAGAGGUUAUUGACGGUGUUGAAUACCUGACACUAAGCGAUGAAUUUGAUCAGGCGACAGUGAACUGGCUGAAAGCCAGAACAAUGAUAGUAAUAUUCGAUGAACCUGCUACAACCCUCAGCAUUAGCCAAAGAGAACAACUCAUCCGAGUAUAUGAGGAUGCAUGGUAUCUGGCCCCGAUGGUUAACCCUUCCCAAAAGAGGAAGAACACACGGCGAGGGGCCAAACGUAACAUCCUAUGUGGCAAGGUCGGAAAGAAUAGCAGAAUGAGUAUCCAAAAUUCAAUGAUCCGAUGCCGGAAAGGAGAAGAGCAAGGGGACAAGGUGGUAGGGGAGGAAGAGGGAAAACGAGAGCGAGUGGACAGAUUGGAAGAGAAGGGUGAAGAGGAGGAGAUAAUAGGGGUAAUGGACAGGCGAGAGGGGGAAGAGGGGAAGUGGGAAGUGGAGGCCGGGAAGGCAUAUCGGGGGAGAGCCCAGGAGGCAGGGGAGGAACUGGAGGGCUGGGUGGAAGUAAUGGAGGAAGAGGUAGGGGUAGUGAAAACCUUAACGGGAGAGGAAGGGGAUCUGAGGGAGAGGGAAGACACGAAGGAGGAGGCAGACUUAGCGGAGGACACAAAAACGAUGGCAGAGUAUGCGACUGCAUAUUUCAGCGAUAUCCUGACGUCAAGGCGCCCCUCAGAUGAAUCCCUGGAACAACUCCGUGGAGAACACGAUCUGUGGCAAUUCACAGACAAGAGACUGGCACCUCAUCAGUGCCGUUCAUUGGACAGACCUUUGACACUAGAGGAACUGAAGGAAGCAGCUGGAUGCAUGGCCAAGGGGAAAGCCCCGGGAGAUGAUGGUCUCCCGGUGGAAUUCUUCAUGGCCACCUGGGAUACAGUGGGACCGAUUUUGGUAUGCCUCUUCAACCGGGUAUUGGAGGGCAAAUUGCUAACAGAGGAUAUGAAUAGAGGAGUUAUUACUCUGCUAUACAAGAAAGGGGAUAAGAAGAAUGUGCGCAACUGGCGCCCAAUCUCCCUGCUGAACGUGGCAUACAAGAUCUUAGAUAAAGCUCUAGUACGAAGAUUGGCCUCACUUCUUCCGGAGCUGGUGAAAGCAGACCAGGGUGCAUUUGUGAAAGGCAUAUCGAUAGCAGAGAACAUGUUAACAACAAUGGGUGCGUUGGAGAUCAUUGAUCUCGUCGUCGUUUGCUGGUCAGUUCCGAAUCCGACGUGGAUGGUCUCAGCCGAGUGGCUCUUUCCUUAUGCUCGUCCUCACUCCGUAUUCGGUAGUGGAAGCCCUUCGCUUCGUAGUGGUCGAAACGUUGGCACUCCGUGCACAGAGUGCGGGGCCAAUGGGGCGCCACUGCCAUCCACGGAAUGACGAUCAGCUCGUUAAAUGACAACAAUAUCGAGUAGGGUGGAAAAUGCGUAUCGAUCAUGAUAAAUCCGGCGUCUACGA
Molecule: messenger RNA, 1702 nt
Organism: Chara braunii
Lineage: Eukaryota; Viridiplantae; Streptophyta; Charophyceae; Charales; Characeae
Source: the annotation of a GenBank genome assembly